CGGAUAGCUACAAAUCGUGCUUGAUCAAUUCAUUAUCCACGUCAUCAGCGAUCGAGGGAUAUAUAGAUAGAUAGAUAUCUAUAUUUAUACAUACACACAUACUAAAGGUGAAGGGUGCAGAGGAAAACCAAAAUUUGGGAAAAAAGUGCUUCACAAAUUCCGAUCAAAUUAUCUCGGUAUGGCGGAGAAGCUCAUGUGCGCGGUUCAGUACGACAGUUAUGGCGGCGGAGCUGCUGGGUUAAAGCAAGUUGAAGUUCCAGUUCCUACUCCGAGUAAGGGUGAGGUGCUGCUGAAGCUGGAAGCCACAACCUUGAAUCCUAUUGAUUGGAAAAUUCAGAAAGGCUUAUUUCGCCCUUUGAUGCCCAAGAGAUUUCCUUAUAUUCCUGCUACCGAUGUGGCUGGAGAAGUUGUGGAGGUUGGCCCCGGAGUAGAAAACUUCAAACCUGGUGAUAAAAUUGAUGGAGGUGGUUCUUGCUCUAUCUUGCAUCUUUUCUAUGGAUUUUCUUUGAUUGUGGUCAUGAAUAUUCUUGAUAAAAAAAAACAGACAGGAGGUGGUUUAGCUGAAUAUGCAGUGGCUAAGAUAGAUAUGACAGUUCAUAGGCCUGCUGAAAUAUCAGCUGCCGAGGGAGCAAGCUUCCCUAUCGCCGGCCUCACCGCUCACGGGGCCCUCACCUUGGCCGGGCUCAAGUUCGACGGCCCCGACCCCGGCCCCCAGAAGAACAUCCUCGUCACCGCGGCCUCCGGCGGCGUCGGCCACUUCGCCGUCCAGUUGGCCAAGCUGGGGAACGCGCACGUCACGGCCACGUGCGGGGUCCGCAACAUCGACCUCGUGCGGAGCCUGGGGGCGGACGAGGUGCUCGACUACAAGACCCCGGCGGGCGCGGUCCUCAAGAGCCCCUCGGGCAAGAAGUACGACGCGGUGAUCCAGUGCGCGUCGGCCAUCCCGUGGUCGGUGUUCGAGCCGAACCUGAACUCGACGGGGAAGGUGAUCGACCUCACGCCCGGGACGAGCGCCAUGUGGACUUACGCGGUGAAGAAGCUGACGCUGUCGAAGAAGCAGCUCGUGCCGUUCAUGAACUCCGUCAAGGCGGAGAACCUGGUGUACCUGGCUGAGCUGGUGAAGCAGGGGAACCUGAAGGUGGUCAUCGACUGCAAGCACGCGCUCAACGACGCCGAAGCUGCCUGGGCGAAGAGCAUCGACGGCCACGCCACCGGAAAGAUCGUUGUUGAGCCGUAGACGGAGGGAGGUGCAUCCACUAAUAAGAAAACCAUCUCUUGCUUCAACAACUCUUACUAUAGUUCGAAUACAUAAGUAAACAAUUGUACUACUACUAUUUUCAACAUUUUACUUUGGGUGUUUAGUAUAGUUGAUUUAUAAUAAUACCUACAAAUUUUAUUUUAA
This is a messenger RNA of Salvia splendens (bonfire salvia), 1402 nucleotides long. RefSeq names its product chloroplast envelope quinone oxidoreductase homolog. The record is from RefSeq and is a predicted model, not a curated record. Gene Ontology annotation, molecular function: oxidoreductase activity. The coding region runs from base 179 to 1237 and encodes 352 amino acids. The transcript is spliced from 4 exons. Lineage: Eukaryota; Viridiplantae; Streptophyta; Magnoliopsida; Lamiales; Lamiaceae.